GGGAAGCCCUCCCCGGAAGGUCGAAGAUGGCGGUGAACCAGCACCACAUGGAGGACCAGCGCGACGGCGUCAUCAUCCCGCCAGGCGAGAGUAUUCUGAUGCGCUAUGAAGAUGUGGAACUCUCCUUCUCUAACAUGUCUGACUCGUCCAACCUCUUCAGGAGCUCCAGGAAGGGGCAGCUGUACCUCACUCAGUACAGGGUGAUCUUUGUUGCCUCACGCCGUGCCAAGGACGCCCUCAUGUCCUUCAUGAUGCCCUUCAAUCUGAUGAGCAACUAUACGGUGGAGCAGCCCGCCUUUGGCUCCAACUACUUGAAAGGAACCAUCUCUGCUGCACCGAAUGGGGGCUGGGAAGGACAGGGCACCUUCAAACUGACCUUCCGGAGUGGGGGCGCCAUUGAGUUUGGCCGGCUGAUGAUUCAGUGCGCCUCCAAUGCCGCUAAAGGGCUCCCGCCUCCGGUGACGGUGUUCGGCUUCAGCCCCCAGGCCAGCCUUUUCCUCGCUGUGAACGCCCGCGGGGUCCCUUCGGGCCAGACCCAGGUCAUCUACGUGAUGCCCAACAACUCAGCCUACAUGCCAUCCUCCUCAGGGUAUCAGAUCGCUGCCACAGCAGUCCCUGGUUUUGGGGUUCCUCCCCCUGGAUACGGACCCCCUCUUGGAUACGGAUCUCCUCCCCCUGGAUAUGUGCCCCCUCCUCCUGGAUUCGUGCCCCCUCCCCCUGGAUUCGUGCCCCCUCCCCAUGGAUUCAUGCCCCCUCUCCUGCAUACGGAGCCCCAGCAUUUCCCAAUGCAGGGCCUCCUCCUGCCCAGGCCGCAAACACUGACCCUUCCGACUCCCAAGCCCCUACAGGCAAAUCAGAAUCCAAAAGCCCAGAAUGACGGCAUUCGGCCUGGCGCGAAGACCUCUCCAGCGGUCCACCACUCUGGCCCUUCGCUUGGGAGGCAGGAGCUUCGAUUGGGGGCAGCCCACCUUCCUCAUCACUUCCUGAGGAGAUGGAGAAGGAGCAUCAGACAACUUUCCUGUUUUCACACCGAACCAGUGGCCUGCUCUCCCAUCUUCUCUCCCGGACCUCUGUCUCAGGCACCAUGGGAAUAUGGAGCAAGGCAGCCAAGGGCCACCCGGUCCAAAUGUGGCCAUCACGCUUCAGGAGAGGAGUCUUUGGAGCCAUAGGGGUCGGCGUCAACCUGGGCCCUUGGUGGGGCGAAAUAAAGUGA
Molecule: messenger RNA, 1213 nt
Organism: Trichosurus vulpecula (common brushtail)
Lineage: Eukaryota; Metazoa; Chordata; Mammalia; Diprotodontia; Phalangeridae
Gene: WBP2NL
Product: WBP2 N-terminal like
Biological process (GO): positive regulation of DNA-templated transcription
Cellular component (GO): nucleus
Molecular function (GO): transcription coactivator activity; chromatin DNA binding
Source: RefSeq, a predicted model, not a curated record